Camellia sinensis is the source of this 630-nucleotide messenger RNA. RefSeq names its product CASP-like protein 2B1. The record is from RefSeq and is a predicted model, not a curated record. Lineage: Eukaryota; Viridiplantae; Streptophyta; Magnoliopsida; Ericales; Theaceae.
AUGUAUCAUAAUUCUGAUAUUACACAUAACUGUUGUGUAUUGGUGAAGUUGAGCUAUCUUGGUGUUGGUGUGGGUCCUGGGAAUAUUCCAGUGUAUCAUGAGAGCAAUCUAAAGGUAGUUGAUCGGAGGGUGAGGAUUGCAGAGCUGGUUUUGAGGUGUGUGAUCUGUGGUCUAGGUGUUCUUGCUGCUGUUCUUGUUGGGUCUGAUACUCAGGUCAAAGAGACCUUCUCAAUUCAAAAGAAAGCCAAGUUCACUGACAUGAAAGCUCUUGUCUUUUUGGUAGUGGCCAAUGGGUUAGUUGCAGCCUACUCAUUGGUCCAAGGGUUGAGGUGUGUGGUGAGUAUGGUUAAAGGGACUGUGCUCUUCAACAAGUCCUUGGCUUGGGCUAUUUUCUCUUGUGAUCAGCUUAUGGCAUACUUGACUUUGGCCGCGGUGGCAGCGGCUGCACAGUCUUCAGUGUUCGCUAAGUUUGGGGAGUCAGAGCUGCAAUGGAUGAAGAUAUGCAACAUGUACGGAAAAUUCUGCAACCAAGUAGGAGAGGGAUUAGCCAGUGCAGUAAUUGCUAGCCUUAGCAUGGCGGUCCUCUUAUACGAUGGCGACAAAGGUGGUAAGAGCAGUGCAAGAUGGUAG